Molecule: messenger RNA, 1094 nt
Organism: Setaria italica (foxtail millet)
Lineage: Eukaryota; Viridiplantae; Streptophyta; Magnoliopsida; Poales; Poaceae
Product: PHD finger protein ALFIN-LIKE 7
Biological process (GO): regulation of DNA-templated transcription
Cellular component (GO): nucleus
Molecular function (GO): transcription coregulator activity; transcription cis-regulatory region binding; histone binding
Source: RefSeq, a predicted model, not a curated record
CCUUCGCCGUGGUUUUGCGCUUCCGUAAUCCUCUCCUGCUCCCUCCACUUCCAGUCCACCACACCACCACCACUACCCUCGCUUCCCCGCAAACCCUAGCCAAGGGAGGCGGUGGCCGGCGAUGGACGGCGACGGAGGCGGCGCUGCGGCUGGGGCCGCGGCCGUGCACCACCACACGCGCUCCCCCGAGGACGUCUUCCGCGACUUCCGCGCGCGCCGAGCCGGCAUCGUCAAGGCGCUCACCACGGAUGUGGAGAAGUUCUACCAGAUGUGCGACCCAGAGAAAGAGAACUUGUGCCUUUAUGGGUUGCCAAAUGAGACUUGGGAGGUCACUCUGCCAGCUGAGGAAGUACCUCCUGAACUUCCAGAACCAGCACUUGGGAUAAACUUUGCCCGUGAUGGAAUGAUCGAAAAAGAUUGGCUGUCUCUAGUUGCAGUUCAUAGUGAUGCGUGGCUACUGUCUGUUGCAUUCUACUUUGGAGCUCGCUUUGGAUUCGAUAAAGAUGCCAGGAGAAGGCUCUUCACCAUGAUUAAUAACCUGCCCACUGUUUAUGAACUUGUGACGGGGGUUGCUAAAAAGCAAUCAAAAGCCCCCAAUGGCAGCAGCAAAAGCAGCAAGUCUAACUCUAAACCAUCAAAACAGACCAACUCUAACAGCAAGCCCGCGAAGCCCGCUCACCCAAAAGAGGGUGAUGUCUGUGAGAAGUGGUUUCAUGGCAAGUGCGUCCGCAUCACCCCCGCCAAGGCAGAGCAUAUCAAGCAGUACAAGUGCCCCAGCUGCAGCAGCAAGCGGAGCCGGGAAUGACAAGGCCCUGGGACAGGUGUGCUCCCUGUUGACAGAAGUGUUUAGAAUCCUUAGGUAGCAGCGAAGCGGUGUGGGUUAAUCGCUUCGCCUGUUUAGUGGACCGGUGUGUACGCCGGCUAUUGUACUUGUUUCCUGGUGCGAUGCUGUUGUAAUGGACAUGGUGUUAGCUAGUUGUGAUGUGUCGUGUACUUGUGUUAGCAGGCUAACUGCUGUCAUCGUAGCGUGAGAUGAACUGCUGGAGUUUGGAAACUCGCAUGUUAAGUAAUUAUAAGUGCUGGGUUAGUGUGUA